AUGGACAGUACUCGGGGCAGAUCUCCUUCGAGAGGCAAUGCGCAGCACAUAAGCCCUCAACCAUCCCCAAACCAUAUUCCCACGACCGUCCCUGGCGUAGAUCCUUCGGUCCGGCAAGCUUUGACCACGGGCAAAUUCAAUACAUCAUCAGCCUUCAACAAUCCGUUUCUCGAUCCCCAGCAACAAUCAGGCGGUCUCCAGCCCAAUCCCGCCGACGGCAAUUUCUAUCCGAAUAGCCAGUACACGCAAUCUGUCUUCUCAGAAAGUCAGUUCGGAGGCCCGAAUCUAGACCCAUCCUUCUCAGACAACAAUUUCAUGUAUCAGGGAGAGAACAUGCCCAAUGAGUUCACUCAGACAUACUCCUUAAACAACACAUAUGACAUGAACCCGCAAAACAACAUCAAUCCGGCCGAGUUAAGCAAAGUAUCUUCUCCACAAGACCACCCAUCUCCCAAUCUGUACCCGCCAGAGAACCACUCCUCUCAGCCGGGAUCGCCUGCCUCUACCAACGGCCAGUUCUACACUCCUCAACAUUCCAGACAUGCCUCUCUGGAUCCUUCGAGCGCUUACGGAGAAAACUAUUCCGGAAUCAAUUUCCAGCAGCAUCGGAGAGCACCAUCAGAUCACUCGGAGAUUUCAUCGGCUGCCCACUCUCCUUUCCUGGCGCAUGCAGAACUACAUGAACCGGGUGAUCUCAAUCAUUCCCCCUUUCUUCCUGCCCAACCAGACACUAGCAAUGCUUUCGGCAUGGAGAGCUUUAGCCUGGGAGAACAGGCCUCUUAUCGUUCUCCCCGGCUGAUGCCACACAUGGAAGGAAACCAAUCAGGCCUUGGACUGAAUCAACAAGAUUUGACUUUGAGUCAACCCAUGGGAAUUCCGGUCCCAGAUGUGUAUGCCAGUCAGCCACCUAAUUAUCCGCCCGUUGUUCCCAGCAAUCACAUGCGAAAUACUUCGGUGGUGUCCGAAAUAGGCCAGGCGGAUCAAUUCGAGCCCCCCACUAUCAAUAUCGAACCCGCGCCAGUUUCGAGGCAACAGAGUUUCGGACCCCAAGGGGAAGGAACAGAAGGAGCUCUCAGUCCUCCAUCUUCAAGCAGGGGCCGCAAUCGCAGCAAAUCUGAUGUUACUUUCACACGUCCGUUGUCUCGAUCUGGCUCCCCGGGCCUCACGUCAACCAACGUCAACCGUUCCAGCCUUUCGGUACAUUCUAGAUCUCCGGAUAGAGACAGUCGCUCUGUUUCUCGUGAAUCGUCUCCAGGACCUGUGGUUGUUUCUGGUCGGGUGGAUAAGAAUCGCCGAGCGUCCACGUCGUCCAUGGGUCAAACUAGGGACUACAUCCUGGAUUUGGCGGAUCCCACCCGACCUAACGCCUCUCCUUCUGGAUCAAGUACCCGAAUCCAAAAACAUCCCGCUACCUUCCAAUGUACUCUCUGCCCAAAACGCUUUACUCGCGCCUACAACUUACGAUCUCAUUUACGAACACAUACCGAUGAGAGGCCUUUCGUGUGUACGGUGUGCGGGAAAGCCUUCGCAAGACAGCACGAUCGCAAACGUCACGAAGGCCUUCACAGCGGCGAAAAGAAAUUUGUUUGCAGAGGUGAGCUGAAUUCGGCCCCUGGUCAACAAUGGGGUUGCGGGAGAAGGUUUGCCAGAGCAGAUGCUCUGGGUAGACAUUUCCGAUCCGAAGCUGGCAGGAUAUGCAUCAAACCGCUUCUGGAAGAGGAAAAAGCGGAACGACAAAACAGGGCAAUGAUGGAACAGCAACAACAUAAUCAACAUCAACAUCACCAACAUCAGCAAUCACAGUUUGCCCAAGGGGGGCUGCAACCAGUUCCCCAACCAAUGAUGAUAGGGAUGGAUCCAAGUUCUGGUGCUGGUGGAUUUGCUUUGCCUGCAGCUCUUCUCCAACAGUACCCUGCCCUUCAAAAUAUUGACUGGUCCCAAAUUUCCCAAGUCGAUGACCAAGGUGACUAUAGUGAUGUUGGUGGCAUGAGCAGAGCCAGUUUUGACGGUUCCAGUGGUGGAGACUACUAUGAUGAAGAGGGUAUCAGCGAUGGGUAUGCUAGUGGCACUGGUGUCGAUUUUUCCAAUCCAGGACACCAAAUGUAUAUGAGUUGA
Molecule: messenger RNA, 2115 nt
Organism: Rhinocladiella mackenziei CBS 650.93
Lineage: Eukaryota; Fungi; Ascomycota; Eurotiomycetes; Chaetothyriales; Herpotrichiellaceae
Exons: 2
Coding region: 1-2115 (704 amino acids)
Biological process (GO): regulation of DNA-templated transcription
Molecular function (GO): RNA polymerase II cis-regulatory region sequence-specific DNA binding; DNA-binding transcription factor activity, RNA polymerase II-specific
Source: RefSeq, a predicted model, not a curated record